Synchytrium microbalum is the source of this 1800-nucleotide messenger RNA. RefSeq lists its product as uncharacterized. Lineage: Eukaryota; Fungi; Chytridiomycota; Chytridiomycetes; Synchytriales; Synchytriaceae. The coding region runs from base 1 to 1800 and encodes 599 amino acids. The transcript has 6 exons. The record is from RefSeq and is a predicted model, not a curated record.
AUGGUGCCUAGAAUAGUUUUGACACGACAUGGGCUAGCAAGCAGCAGGUCGCUCCUAUUACAUUAUAGCAAAACUGCAACAAUUCUUCAUUGUGGUAUUCGACAUUUGGCAACAUCAAGCGCAACAACUCCAGCAUGGAAUGUAAACGAACUCGCUCCAAAAGUCACCCUGGCCAUGGAUGAAACUAUACGGCUGCAGAACUCGCUGGGUGAGAACGAUGCUAAAUGGCUCAAACGAACGACUGCUACUGCUAAUGCUACGGGCGUGUUGAGGAUUGCUGUUGUUGGAGAAACGCUGUCGGGUAGAACAAGUGUCGUAGAUGCUCUAGUUGGAAAUCCAGGUGCUUCUCUAGUCCCUGAAGAUGCUGACAAGACUUACACCUUGAGCUACGGAACAGAAGUAGACCAAAAGACAACAGAUUCAGACGUCGCAAUGUCCUGUCCUUCCGACUGGCUAAAAUCCAGCAACGCAUCCAUCAUAGUACCACCAGCACUAGACACACUAGAUUCCAAUCCCAACUACUCCCUACAAGAUCCAAUCCUGGCAUCAGACAUCAUCAUUCUCGUAACAGAUUCCAGAAGAGUGCUGUCAUCGCCUCGUGAGAGAGGUGUAUUGAGGUCGUUUACUUCGGCUGGAAAACCGACUGCUGUUGUUGUUGACGGGCUAACCACUGAUGGCAGUACCACGUAUAUAAUGAAGGGAGUGGAUAUUGGUAUGCAUGGUUCCGUACCUGGUAUACUCCCGCCAUCUAUAAAGCCAUACACCAAGCCCACAAGCACCAAAUCCAUCACAGACCUACAACAGCUCAUAACAUCCCCAUCCACAAAACCAAAAUCAACACUCUCAACAGCACUUCUAGCACUAUCACGUUUAAAAGCUCGUGAACUGGAUGCGCAGAAACUGUUGUCUGCAGUAUCACACAAGAUAACGUCACUUGCUGGUGCACUAAAGAGAGAGGAGGCACGAGUGCAUGAACGAUUUGUAGAUUCGGAUUUAGGGAUUAUUGAACGGAUUUCAGCGAGACUUGUUAUGGCUGUUAGAUAUGCCUUGGAUGAUGUACCGUUCUGGAAGCUGUUUUGGAAGGUCGAUGGGUUGAGUUAUGAUGUUAGGAAACAGGUGGAUGAGAAUACGCUUGUGGAGACUGAAUAUCGAAUGACACAUACACUAGGCCGCCUCUCCGAAACGCGAGACGUUCUAAUCACCCUCUCAUCAUCCUCACUAUCCUCGAUCUCAACAACCCUAUCAGAAUCCACUCACCCCAUACUACACACCCUAUCUCACGACCUAUCACGUAUACGUGAUACGAAUCUAACGGCUCUUAAGAACAUACUUCCCAAUCCCUUCUCGUUGCGAAACGAGAUUGCGACAUUCCAUGCUGCUAAAGGAUUGGAUGGGUUUCAGACCCGGGUUGGUACAUUGGUUGGAAGGCAGUUUGUUGGACAGAGUUUGUUGGGAGCUGUACUUUUGGGAAGUGUUUAUUUAGGUGUGCCGUGGGCUGUUGCGUUGCCUGGUGGUGGGCUGUUGUCUGCUUUGGGACUAACGUGGAUGGCAUUACGAUGGUCGUCAAUGUCUGAUCGGUUUGUAGGCGAGAUUUCUGCAGAGCAGAAGACGCUUCGUGAACGAUUACUGGCAUCAUACGACACAGAAUUCGAAUCAACAGUCGUAAAUCCAUUAUCAGAAGUAGUGACGCUUGCCCAACAAGCAGUCACAAAACAAAAAGAGGAAGUUAGUAGUCGGAUAUCUAGAAUUGAGAAGGUUGAGGUAAUGGUCAAGGAGUUGCUGGUGACGAUACAACAAUAA